This is a messenger RNA of Magallana angulata, 8154 nucleotides long. RefSeq lists its product as uncharacterized. The record is from RefSeq and is a predicted model, not a curated record. The transcript has 39 exons. Bases 460 to 5427 code for a protein of 1655 amino acids. NCBI's taxonomy places the organism in Eukaryota, Metazoa, Mollusca, Bivalvia, Ostreida, Ostreidae. Gene Ontology annotation, molecular function: protein binding.
ACAAUGGUCUUUUUGUGGAAUAUUUACCACAUUGCACUGUUGACAUUUCUACGAGGGAAGCAGAAGCAGAAUUGCUUGACCUGCACCAUUGAUUGCCGCCAUGGAUCUUUUGUAAUAGAUUACCUCCUCUCAUCCCGUGAUCCAUUUACUUUUUUUAUUACUCAGUUUCUGCAUGACUGAACACACAGGUAGAUAAUACCUGGUUUUAAACUAUCGAGACACAGAAUCCUAAGCUCAAAUGAUUGUGAAAUUACAAAACCUUACUGAAUGGCUACAUUGCAGUUCUGUUUUUCGUGACUGAAUUUGAAUGGAACUUUGUCUAUUUUUAGGACUCAGUUUUCAUUCGAAUUUUUGUUGCAUGAUAUCUCUGUGAUUUAAGUGAUCAAUUCACCUGGUGGAGAACUAUAUCAAUAAAAUAAAAGAUCAAGAGUCUUCGACUGAGAUGCAAGGACUUUGAGAAUGACUUCGUUCAAAGCAGUUUUGUCUGUGAUAACAGCAGCUCACCUGUUAUACAUGGUGGCUGCUGAAUUGAAGAUGUUAUCGGAGAAUGGAAGCUAUACCGUUAAUCCAGAUCACACUGUAGUAUUGCCUUGUGUGGUUCAAGAUCAAGGGGCAAAGAAGGCUAUCUGGAAAAACCUGAAAGAUGGCAGCAAAAUUUCUGUCAAUUUUGAAAUUCUGUCCCAGGAAAAAAAUAAAUACACUAUUGAAAGGCCUCAAGAUAACACACAUUUUACCUGGAACCUGAGAAUCAAUAAUGUUGUGGAUGGAGAUCAAGGAUACUACCAGUGUUAUAUACAGGAAAACCCAAACAUCUCAGUAAUACACUAUGUUAUUGUGGAAGGUGCUGAUGAAGUUCCCACACAUACCAAUGGGUCAGCCAACCUCAAUGUGACAAGCUGUUGUAUAGAUGCAAAUGUAAGCAGUUCUUGUUUACCUGUGUGCCACCUCAGCAGCAUGCCAACAGACUUGAAUGUGUUAACAGCAUGUGCCUCGGAUAUAAACAAAGUGCUCAAAUGUGGAACAGAUGGGAUGAACCAUGUUGGGUGUUGUAAGAGGCGGGGAGUGGACGACAUCUGCCUGGAUUUCUGUUACGGAGCUGUUCCCAGUAAUUUGGAUACACAACACCUGAGUUGUCUGAGCCAGUUACCUACUCUCCUGACUUGUCUGGAGGAAGGAAAGAUGUUGUUGCCGGGCCCUCCUGUUGCGGUGUCUGUGGUACAGAGCGUGUCAGAUGACCAGAAGUCCCUGCUGGUGACCUGGAGACCCCCCACACAGAACCCCGACCUUGUGACCGGCUACAAAGUCCUCUACAAGCUGACCUCAGAGACCCACUACAAAAGUACCCGUAUUAUUGGCACCAGUGAGCUGAUGUUCAAGCUGGGGAGUCUACAGCUGGAGGUGGAGUACAGUGUCCGCGUGGUGAGCCUCGGUCUCCACGGAUCCAGUCAGCCCUCAGAAACCUUCCUUGUUACCCUGCUGCAAACACAACCAAAAUCAGAGGUAGAGGCCGACAUUCUAGAUUGCUGUUCAAAGAAGGGAGUGAGUGAUCCCUGUAUAUCUAAACUGUGUAAACCAGACCUGCUUACCAACGUUCCGCCGGUGGAGAUCCUGAGGUGUGAUGCAGACUUUGACAAAGUCCAACAGUGUCUCGUAGGACAGAGAGAUCACACUCCAUGUUGUAAGAGGAACAGUCUGCCUGAUGUCUGCCUGCCUCUCUGUGCUGGACAAAUCAUGAAUAAUUCCGUGGACUACAUAUCUUGUGUCAUUAGGAUGCCCAUCAUCAACGCCUGCAUCCAGGAAGGCAGAGCUGCCAUUCCUGGACCACCUAUCAACAUCACUGUACUCCCAGGUGUGCGAGAGGCGGUGAUUUCUUGGGAUAAUAACGGAGCAAACGCCACCAUGUACACUCUACUGUACAAACAGAAACAAAUGAAUACAUCUUCCUGGAUUAAAAUGGCAGUUUCUUCCUCACCUUUACUGCUGAGGGGUCUCUAUCCUGGGACACUGUAUGAAUUUAAAAUGGCAGCGGCCAAUGAGUUGGGCUCCAGUUUGCUUUCUUCUUCAGUGGUGUUCCUUACGUAUGAAAAUGUUAUAACUACACCAGCUCCUACGCAGCCUAGUGGACUCCAUAACUUAACAGCUUGUUGUUCAGAGAAGAAUGUGAAAAGUGAAUGCAGGAGAUUGUGUUCCUUUGACGUGUUGGGUGCUGGAAGUCUGGACUUCAGCAUCGCUCUGAGCUGCAUGGACCAACUGGCUCUCAUCAUUUCUUGUGCCUCUGAUGGCCGGGACCAUACUAUGUGCUGUAAGGAGUCCCUGGUCCCCUCAGCAUGUGACAAUAUUUGUCAGUUCUCUCAACAUGAUGAACUGACUGCAGACUUCAUCACAUGCGUUUCCUACACUGGGAUAAUUGCUAACUGUUACCGAGAAGGAUUAGCUACACUUCCGAGACCGCCUCAGAAUUUCAGGGUACUGAAGUCUACAUCACACGCUGUGUACCUAGCUUGGCAACAACCCAAAGCUACCAGUACUCGGAUAGAGAGCUACUCCGUCAUCUAUAGCAGCAGUAACCAGACAGACCAGAAAACGGUGUCUACAAAGAAUUUGGAGUUAAUUGUCAAUAACUUGAAGCCCAACACGAAUUAUAUUUUCAAAGUGGUAUCGGUCAAUGAGAAUGGAACAAGUGCUCCAACCCCAGAGGUUCAUAUCCUCACCAAAGCCUUCGAUGAUGGCACACAACAGAAGAAGUGUAAUUUCACCGUAAAGAAUGACACAAACGUCAAGACAAAGGAUAAUUUUCAGCCAAGGAUGUUUUACGGAACACAAGAAGAAUGCCAAAAGUAUUGUGACAUUCCUCUCUGUAUAGGCUACACUUACUCCAGACAAGAUAAGGCAUGUGUCCUUUACAUGAACAAAGCAUCCCUCAUACCCUUCCCUCAACCAGGCAUAGAUUUCUACAACCACACCUGUCCUACCCCUCAGAACAUCAUCCCCCCUGGAAACGGGAGUUUGCAGUUCCAUAAUAGAACAGACUGCUGCCAGAAGAUCAAUGUGACAGACAGCUGUAUGGAGGCUUGUGUGACUGGGAACUUCCAGAGCGUGUACCAGUGUGAGGCAGACUACUCCAAGAUACUGACCUGUGCUUCAGAUGGCCGUGACCACACCUCCUGCUGUCAAAACCUGCAAGUUCCCGAGAGCUGUCUUGGGUUCUGUAAGGGGCACCUGGUCCCUACCACAGGCAUACAGGCCCUGUGUCUCAACUACAUCCCCCGCUACGUCCAGUGCUUCGUGAACGGGACAAUGUACCUACCCACCCCGCCAGAAUCUGUGAUGGUGAAAGUGGUGAACGGCACCACUGUCUUGCUGACCUGGGAACCACCCACAUCAAACUGUGAUGUUCUUACGGGCUGUCACUAUGUUGUGUCCCUCUGGAACUUUGAAAAAAAUAUGACCCGGAACAAAACAAGAGAAACCAAGUUUUUGCUAACAGGACUAAAGUCACAGGCAGUGUAUUUUGUGGCUGUUAUGGCUGUCAAUAAGUAUGGCAAAAGUAUUUCAUCUGGCGAGAUGAAAUUUGUCACUCCUCCCCUUGUUACUGAUGUGGACAUAUCAGUAUCACAAACUCCCUCUUACCCUCCAUCUCAGCAUGGGGAAGUGGAACUCUUUUGUAAUGUGUACUCUGCAGAGAGAACGUUUCCCUUUGUAUAUUGGAUCCGCAAUAAUAAAAUCAUCCGGAAAGGGAGACAACUGAAGAUGAGCGGGCUAAGUGAGAGAGAUGAGGGAAACUACACGUGUAGCGCCAAGGAUGACAGAGGGAUUGUCAGUAACGUCACUCACUUCCUACGAAUCAUGUAUAAACCCAAAGCAUACAAUCUUAGUGAUGAGAGCUAUCUGGCCGAUCAAAGGCAGGUCGCUACUCUUCAGUGUGACUUCAAGGGGGUCCCCAAAUCUGUGAAGUGGUUCAAAGGGAGAGAGGAGAUCCCAGUGACCGAGUUUAAAGAGUCGUUCCACACAGAGAGCUCACUGAUUGCAUUUCCCACACAUAGGAGAUCUGUGCUGACUAUUUACUACGUAGUGGAUGCAGCAUUUGAUAGAUACACCUGUGUAGGCUACAAUGACUUUGGAAAUGGAUCAGGGAUUGUGCAGCUGAGAAAUGGCCGCCUAACCCCACCCCCGACAGUAGUGCCAACAGUACCAGCAGUCAAAAAUGUUUCUGCUUGCUGUAUGUCAUAUGACAUGCCCAAGGACUGCCUCGAGUUGUGCUCCUUUACAGUGGACACAGAGAAAGCGUUUGCUCAGACUGAUAAGUAUGGUCACUGUUUGGCUUACCUGCAGUUCUACACGGCAUGCGCCUCAGAUGGUAAAGACCACUCCGAGUGCUGUGAGAAGAAGGGUGUCCAUUCAUUUUGUUCAUCCUCGUUCUGUGCGGGGUUCGUACCAGAUGACAUGGGCUCAAUCUUCCUGAUGAACUGUGUAACAGACACAGAACUUAUACUGGAGUGUGUGCAAGAGAAUCAAGAAUUCAUUCCCAGUGCGCCAGCACUGACUGCCGUCCUGAAUAAUGAUGUCAUCCAGGUCAGCUGGGACAAACCAGAGGACAACCCCCACCGUGUGGACCAUUAUGAGCUGUACUGGCAGGGUAGUGACUCCCCCUCCACCCCAGAGCAAGUCUCCGUGGUCUCAAGUUUGACUGAUCACCAAAUUAAGAACAUAAAAGAGGGUGUGAAUUACACAAUUUGGGUCAUUGCCUCCAAUGAGAAAGGUUCCAGCCAGCCCAUAAAUAAGAAGUGGGUCCUUGUCAAAAACUUAAAGCCAUCCAAGCCCACCAAUCUCCAUGUGUCUGAAGUAAAUGGAGAGAGUGUGGUACUGAAGUGGGACCCACCAGAGAACCAUGCGGUGGUGACAAACUACACCAUCAUGUACAGAAAGGCGGCAUCAAAGGGUUCAUACUCACAGUUGACUGUCCCAGGCUCAGUGCAGAUGUACUUAGUGAGGAAUCUACAACCCAACACCUUAUACGAGUUUCAAAUUGUUGCUAAUGGUCCUUUUGGUAAAAGCAAAUCUGCAGCUCUGGGAUCAGCUCUCAAUUCUGGACCAAGCACAAGUGCCAACAAAAGCAAAGGUCCGGAGAGGUCGGCUGUGCCCCUUGGUAUAGGUCUGACGGUGGCAGUACUGCUGAUUGCUGGAGCAAUAGUGGCUCUCUAUCUGUAUAUGAGGAGAAGGAAGAAGAUGAAUUAUGGGGAAACUGUUUCUUUUGAAAAUCCUCAAUAUGGGAGUCGAGUUCAGAUUUCUGGACUUCCCCACACUAACGACUCCAGUGAUGAAGGCUUUGGGUACGCCCCUUUGCGAGAGGAUCAUGAUAUAGAACAUAGACACACAGAUAAAUCAAAUUUACGUGAUGAAGCCACAUUGGAUGUGACUAUGUCGUAAACUCUCAUGGACUGUUGAAACUCCCACCGAACAUUUCAGGCUCACUCAGUUAAGGAGAUGUCCCAAACAAUGUGGAUAAUUUGUUGCAAUAUUUCAAAGUCCCAAAGACCCAUUAGAUAAUGCUCAUAGCAAACUGUUGUGAAAUCUCAAUGCUAAACUCCUUCAUCAUGUUAGAGUAUAGGGAUAUAGAAAAUUAUCAUGGAGCAAUUUUGUACUGGGUAUUCAUAGUACUUUUACAUUUACAUAGGCUAUCUGAUAACAUUUUCUUUGUGUAUUUCCAUCUCGGAACAAUUUUUCAUCAUGAAGAAAUAUACAGAUAAACCAUUGUAAUAUUUACAAUAAGAUAGACCUUCUUUUAUUGUUGUGGACAUUUUUUUUCUGAUAAAUCCAAGUGGCAAAUGUAAUUGUUCUUAAUCAAAUACAUGCUUUGUUCAUAAUCAAAUUGUGAACAAGAUCAUUUACUGUUGUCCAUAAAAAAAUCAGUUUUUGAAAUUUGCAUCCGUCCUUCACCAAAAGUGCACACUUCAUGUUUCAGAUCUUUUUUGAUUUUCUACUUACAGUUAUUAAAAAAUGUAGAACAUUCCUUUGUGUAAUCAAAAUCAUGUGUAUUAAUUGUUGAAACCAUUACAUAAGAAAAGGCGAAAGAAAGGUUUCUGUUAAUAAAACAAAAGUCAUCUAGAUUACGGGAGUAUCUAGGUUUCAUAUCAUUUUUGAAAUUAUUUUUGCAAUACAGGGUUUUUCUUCUGUAUGAAAUGUGUGAUUUACACAGAUUCCAUGUGAAACAUUCCUUAACACUAUAUUCGUAAGAGAUUUGUGGUAAUGUGUGCAUAACAUCGAAAUAAAAGAAGAUUGAUGCUUGAAAACUUUAAAUGCCUAGAACUGUAUUUGAUAAGAGUCAGUUUUGACCUUUGUAAGUGAACAUUUUCUGAUACCUAUGUUAAUUUUUGUCAUUUAGAGAGAGAGUGAAACGUUUCAGCUAUUUGUCUCAUACAUCAUAGGAAAUGGAGUUAUUCUUGCAAUCUAAUCAAAAUAAGACAAGGAAAAAUAUUUUUAAAGACAUUUUACUCAAGUCUACACUCCAUAGAGUUGAUUGACUUUGAUGUUUUAUUUUAAAUUUGAGAACAUCUGUUUAAAUUAAAAAAUAAUUGCUUCAUCUUACAUCUUUGCAGAGUAAACCUAGAUACAUGUAUAAAGUUACAUUUAGUUUAAAAGGCCAUUUGAGAUUCUUAUUUACAUAUUUACAUCACCCUUGGAAGUCUUUUUUAUACAUUUGUUUAUGUAUCACUUUACAAGUACAAUGGUUGUGAUUUUGUGCUUUUGUUCUGAUGUACGUAUUUGCAAUAGUACGAUCAUCGGGUCUAAACAUUAGAGUAGAGGCUAUACUGUUGUAACCAUUUUCAGUUGAUUGUCUGUUUGAAAGCACAAUCAGUGUGUUCCAGUAUUUAUACUUAAUGUGUUUACAAGGUGAUAAUGCAAAAACCAGGGGGGAUAAGCAGAAAUAAACACUUGCAAAAAUUGACAGAAAGUUUGAAAAAAGGUCAGUUAUUUUGGCAUUUGUUCCAACGAUUAAUCUAAUUAUAUCUACACAUUACUGACUCCAAUUAUCCAUUAAUUGAGUUUUUGUUCAUCUUUUAAUCAAUUAUUCAAUACAAAUUAUUGAAUUGUGUUAUUUUUACUGGUUUGUUGGAAACCCCACUUACCAGAAUGUAUAUAGACCAUUGUUUGAAAUAUUCAGCUGCAUUAUCAUUUUCCAGUAUUUGGGGACUGUUUUCGUAUCUCUCUCAAAAAUUGGUGGACAGUCCAGUCUCCUAUUCUGUUAUUCUAUUUUUUUUUCUUGUUUCUGUUAUUUUAAUGAUGUUUCUUUAGUUAUACUUGAUGAUGAGACAGUACAUGACAAUAUUUUGUUGAUUUUUGUUUUUCAUAAACAAUGAAACAUUUAUACCUUAAGUAAUCAAAAGCAGUAGUUUAUUUUCUUUUGUAAUAAAUUUUUUUGGUCAAAUUUUGUUUUUUGACUUUAACUUUGAGUUUUUAUACUCAUUGAGGGAAUCUCACUUUGUCCUGUUCAAGUUCAAUUAUUUUGUUAUUCAUUAAACAUGUAUCUUCAUAUUUCUCGCACAUCUAUUUAAAAGAUGCCAUUGUAUGACAUGAUAUUAGUUAUGAAAUGAAAAGAAAUACCAUUCCUAUAUUCAGAUUUGUUGUCAAUACAAAGAUGUUAACUCACACCACAUGUACCUAAACAUGUUUUUUGACUGAUGUGUAGAAAUAUGGAGACAAUGUUUGUUAUAAAAUCGAUAUUAAGUGCUGUAUUUACUUUAAAAAAAUUGUUAAAUUUUACAUUCUUUUGAUUAAGUUUGAUAUUAGUCAAAAAGAGAGUGGGAGGGCUAAGUUUUGAUCUUGUUGCUAUAAUUGUAUACAGAAGCCAGUGUCUUUUAACAAAUAGGAAUAUUAAUAUUGGAGUUUUUGCAUUCCAUACUUAAUCUUGAAUUUACCAUUCCAAUAGGGACCUACAAAAGAAGUUAUAAUAUUAAGGUAGUUGUUGAAGUCUAAGGGAAGUCUAUUUACUAUUAACAGGAAAUCAUGUUUUCAUUCACUUACUAGUACUUAUUAGUCAUUAUUAAUCACGGGUCUGAGCUUUGUCCAAUAUGUAAACAUUCAUGUUUUGACAAUUUAUACCUACUUGAAUGUUAACCUGUUAAAAGAAUGAUAUUAAACUUUCUCUUCUCUUUG